AUGUCAAAACCUGCUGUUGGAUUUGUCGGCCUCGGAGCCAUGGGCUUCGGUAUGGCGACACACUUGGUCAAGGAGGGAUAUCCCGUCUCUGGCUUCGAUGUAUUCCCCGCUUCCGUGGAGCGAUUCAAGGAAGCAGGUGGAACCCCGGCGUCUUCUCUGAAGGAGUCGGCCGAGGGAAAGCAAUACUACAUUUGCAUGGUAGCUUCAGCACCACAGGUGCAAUCGGUGCUGUUUGGCGCAGAUGGCAUUGUCUCCGCUCUUCCACAAGACGCAACUCUGAUUCUCUGUUCCACCGUGCCUGCAUCCUACGCACAAUCCGUGGCUUCGGAGCUGCAAUCGUGUGGCCGCGGCGACAUUCACUUUAUUGAUGCUCCGGUGUCGGGCGGGGCCAAGCGCGCCGGUGAUGGGACCUUGUCUAUCAUGGCGGGUGCAUCGGAUACUGCACUUGAGAAGGGUCAAUUCCUUCUCGAGGCCAUGUCGGAUGCGAAGAAGCUGUACCUUGUCCCCGGGGGCGUGGGCGCCGGAAGUAAUAUGAAGAUGGUCCAUCAGGUUCUUGCAGGGAUUCACAUCCUCGGAGCCAGUGAAGCGAUGGGAUUUGCGGCUCAAUUAGGAUUGGAUGCGACCAAGACCGCAGAGGCUAUCAAGAGCUCGGACUCGUGGACGUGGAUGCACGAGAAUCGACUGCAGCGCAUGCUGGAGGAGGACUGGCAUCCUGGUGCGAGUGCGCUGACGAUCAUCCUCAAGGACGUGGGCAUUAUUACUACCUCUGCGCGUGAGAACCAGUUCCCGACCCCUCUUUGCUCCACGGCCGAGCAAGUCUAUCUCUCUGCAUUGCUGCAGGGUUACGGUCGUGUCGAUGACUCCUCCAUGGUCCGCCAAUAUUUCUCCGAGCCCAUCACAAAAGUGACCAGCACCAAGACUCAGGACGAAACCACCGAAGCUCUGCAAUUAGUCCUGGACGUGAUGCAAUUGACCAACCUCGUGGCAGCAGCUGAGGCGAUCGCCUUUGCCAAAUACCUCCAGGUGGACCUGAAGCAGUUCUUCACCCUGGUCAGCGAUGCGGCCGGUGCGAGUCGGCAGUUCAUGACGGUGGGAUUGGAAAUGAUCGAGAAUCAGGUGGGGAAGAACUCGGAGACGAUCGAUCAUGCCAUCAGUCGCUUGGAGAAGGCGGUUCAAAAAGCGCGAGACCUGCACUGUCCAUUGCAUCUGGGUAACGCUACGAUGGGUGUGCUGUUGAUGGCGAAGCGAGCUGGACUCGGCGCCGAGGGAAGUACCAGCGUGGUGAAGAUGUUUGGGUUCUCAUGA
This is a messenger RNA of Penicillium oxalicum, 1305 nucleotides long. RefSeq names its product NAD(P)-dependent oxidoreductase. Bases 1 to 1305 code for a protein of 434 amino acids. The transcript is spliced from 3 exons. Lineage: Eukaryota; Fungi; Ascomycota; Eurotiomycetes; Eurotiales; Aspergillaceae. The record is from RefSeq and is a predicted model, not a curated record. Gene Ontology annotation, molecular function: NAD binding; NADP binding; oxidoreductase activity.